Molecule: messenger RNA, 5537 nt
Organism: Oncorhynchus kisutch (coho salmon)
Lineage: Eukaryota; Metazoa; Chordata; Actinopteri; Salmoniformes; Salmonidae
Product: dnaJ homolog subfamily C member 14-like
Exons: 7
Coding region: 557-2665 (702 amino acids)
Molecular function (GO): dopamine receptor binding
Source: RefSeq, a predicted model, not a curated record
UUGUGGUUUGUUGCCCUCGGAAGUGAAAAAUAGUAAGACAAACAACAAGGACAGCGUUAGCCAAGAACAUAAUAAGAAAAAACGUAUAUUUGAAUUAGGAGAAAGAACACACUCUACUAAUACAGGAUAAUAAUAGUUUGUAUUCACAAUUCAAUAACUAAAUGUUCUUUCUACGAGAAGAAUUGAUCAGUUUGCCACAUUUGAUCAUUUUAUAGGAGCGACGCUAACGUUACAGGGCUCAAGCUAGCCUACAUUGUAUCAUCUAAUCUUGCCUUCCCUUUUUACGGAAGAGAAAGGCAAGAACCAGAUACAAGAUGAGGCCAGUCGGGUCCAAGGAUUGUAACGAUUGAUCCUUGAUUCAAUGUCUGCAUUGGGUAGGGUACCUAGGACAAUGAUGCCUGCCAUUAUAGUAUUAUUCAACUGUCCUUGUCUGACUUUUUGGCCUUGCUGAGGUGUGGUGUCGGAGAAGGUGCGGUCAGUGAGAAUGGAUCAAGGCCCCCACCUGACAUGACAUUGGAUACUUUUUUGGAACUUUAAUCAAGAGACUGGGAGGAAGAUGGAGAAAGAGGUGGCUGAGAGGGAGGUGGAGAUGAAGGGAGAGACAUGGACUGUAGAGGCAACUGAGGAGAGUCCUGAAGAGCUGCUCUCAGGUGUUCCUCACCUCCCAUCUUCAACCGCCAUGCCCGACCAGUGGGACGUCAGAGGAGAUGAGGAGGAAACUCAACAACAAGUUCCCAAUAAGGAGAUGACUGACUAUAUCAAAGUUACCCCUCAGGAUAUCCAAUCCCCAGUCAACCAGGAGGACUCGGAAGAUGUAGAAGCAGAGGAUUGUGCGAUUGCAGAGGACAAUGAGGUCUCUCUAAGACAGGAGGGGGUGGUGCAUGUGGAGAGAGAAGGAAAUGAGGAGACAGAGGGUGGAGAUGAAGAGGAGAGCGGAGGGAAGGAGCCAAGCAUAAACGGGGAGUCAGGCUGGAGGAACUCGGGGGCCGGAGGGAGGAGAGGCCGGGCCCGGAACAGCGGAGGGGGGGGGGCAGCCUCGGAGCAAAACACUCAGGCUACAUCGUCAUCCUCGUCCUCCUACCUCCCUAAAGUUUCCCUGUCGACGGGUGGCGGUAGGCACAAGCAGACCCGGAGGCGCAACCACCACCAUCAACAGGGCCGGGGCCGGCGGCGGACGGGCACCCAGCUGGCCUUGGCCUUCAGGGAGCUGCUGUCGGAGUCGCUCAGCCCCUGGUGCAUCUCCUGCAUCCACAUGGUGGUGGAGGUCAUUGUCACCAUGACCCACCGAUGCGGAGUGGCCGUGGAGGUCGGAGGGGUGGCCCUCUACGACCUGGGCUCACAGAUGCUCAACAGGGUCACUGACGUGUCGGGGAUGAAGGCAGAUGCCCAACGCGUGCUGGAGAGGGCGAGGUGCGCCGGGGCCGUCCUGGUGGAUAAGAGUGUUCGGUUGGUGAAAUGGGUCCGGAAGGCCUCCCUAACUUGCUUCGGCCUCCUCUGUGCCGUGGUACUGCUGGGGUUCCAGUGGGCCCGGUUCACGCUGGUCCGGCUGGGCGGGGAGAGGGCCCAGCGGUGGUGGACGACCAUGCAGGACUCCAGGGUAUGGAGGAGGGUGGCUUCGCUGGUGGAGAGGGUCAGCAGCUGGUUCAGGAGGAGAGCCACCCAGGUGCCCCCCUUGACCCCAGAUUCUCCUGGUGGAGCAGGCAGAUACCAACCUGGGAAGGAGCUGGAGAGACUGCUGGCGCUGGCUCAAGUCCCUGAGGAGGAGCUGGACCCUUUUACAGUGCUGGGGGUGGAGGCCCAUGCCACUGAAGCUGAGCUAAAGAGGGCCUACAGACAGCUGGCUGUCCAGGUCCAUCCAGACAAGAACAAGCACCCACGCGCUGGGGAGGCCUUUAAGGUGCUCAGGGCUGCCUGGGACAUCGUCAGUAACCCAGAAACACGGAGGGAAUACGAGCUGAAGCGCAUGGCGAAGACAGAACUCUCCAAGUCGAUGAAUGAGUUCCUCACCAAACUGCAGGAUGACCUGAAGGAAGCUAUGAACACUAUGAUGUGCACCAAGUGUGAGGGCAAGCACAGGAGGUUUGAGAUGGACCGGGAGCCUGCGGAGGCUCGGUUCUGUGCAGAGUGUAACAGACGCCACAGCGCCGAGGAGGGAGACCUGUGGGCCGAGUCCAGCAUGCUGGGCCUACGCAUCACAUACUUUGCCUGCAUGGAUGGCAAGGUCUACGACAUCACAGAGUGGGCCGGCUGCCAGAGGAUAGGAAUCUCCCCAGACACACACCGCGUUCCCUACCACAUCUCCUUCGGAUCCAAGAACAACAGCAACUCCACGCAGCGCCACAGGACACCUCCAGGCCCAGAGCACCCUCCUCCAGGCCCGACCAACCCUGCUGACCUGCAGGACUUUUUCAACCGCAUCUUCCAGGGGGGACCUCCCCCUGAUAUGGCUGCCAACGGGGGUUUCUUUCCCUCAGGACCGCCCCCCCAUCACCCCUCUGGCGCUGGACUGGGACCUAGUGGACCUUUUUCCCCUCCUCCACCUCAGACUGGCUUCUUCAUGCCUCCUGGGGGGCCCCGGCCAGAGCCCAGCGAGACGUGGGCUGAGAGCGGAGGCAAACCUCCACCCCGCAGGAAGAAGAAGGUCCGCAAGCCCUUCCAGAGGUGAGAGCGGCCAUUGUUGUGAUACGUCAUCAUAGCAACACAGGGACACUACACAUGGCCAUAUCUGUCUUCUUGCUUGUCUGUCAGCGAGCCCGGACCUCCCCUUACUGUACAUGAGUCGAAGGAUCACUCGAGCUCAGGAAGAUUCACACUGGUCGGGGCUACCACCCGAAUCAAUGACUGACAACACAUAGGUCCCAAGCCAGAGAUGAGACUGGACCAUGUAUAAGAAGAAGAAACUAACUCUGUUUAAGUAUAUUUGGGGUAAGGAGGUGGCAGUAUUUCUGCUUCUCCCACUCUCAUUUGUUUUCUUCUUUGAUGAAACAGCUGUAGCCAUGCCACUGAAAUCACAAGCCUAUUGCUUAUAAUGCAAACACAUUUCCUUAGAUCUUACUUUCCUGCACAAUUCUGCAUACACAAUUACAUGCCAUUGGACUCUUUUAGUCCUUGAGACUUUUGUGAUACAUUUUUGGGGAUAUGGUAAUGUAAUAUUGCUUCAGGUCUCUGCAUUUGUGUUUGAGAGGGACAUGGCUAGAAGAAGCCAAUCAGAAUUGAUUCAUUUCUGAAUUUAACUGUUCAAGCUGAAUCCUGGGAGAAGACUGUCCAGAGAGAGGGCUCCUCUGCCUGUUACUGCUUGUACACAUCCUUCCUUCCGCCUGUUGCCUUCUUUGAUAAAUUGUUAGGUUAUCAUUUGAGCAACUGCUUUUCUGCCAUUUUUAUUGCUUUGAAUGAAGUUAGAGUGAAAGUUUGUCACUAAGUUAUAUUGGGAAGUAGGUUUGUGGGGAAUGCUUUUGCACCUGAAUUAGAGUGCAAGUAUGCUCCCUGCCCAACAUAGAUACACUGCUCAUUGAACAUCUUAUUCAAAAAUCAUUGGCAUUAAUAUGGAGUUGGUCCCCCUUUGCUGUUAUAACAGCCUCCACUCUUUCACUAGAUGUUGGAACAUUGCUGCGGGGACUUGCUUCCAUUCAGCCACGAGCAUUAGUUAGGUCGGGCACUGAUGUUGGGCGAUUAGGCUUGGCUCGCAGUCGGCGUUCCUAUUCAUCCCAAGAUGUUGUAUGGAGUUGAGGUCGGGGCUCUGUGCAGGCCAGUGAAGUUCUUCCACACCGAUCUCGACAAACCAUUUCUGUAUGGGCCUUGCUUUGUGCACAGGGGUAUUGUCAUGCUGAAAAAGAAAAGGGCCUUCCAUAAACUGUUGCCACAAAGUUGGAAGCACAGAAUCGUCUAGAAUGGCCUUGCUGAAGCGUUAGAUUUCCCUUUACUGGAACUGAGGGGCCUAGCCUGAAACAUGAAAAAGAGCCUCGAACCAUUAUUCCUUCUCCACCUUUACAGUUGGCACUAUGCAUUCGGGUAGGUAGCGUUCUACUGGCAGAUGAUGAAGCGUGAUUGACCUUGCUACCGGAGGUAGUUUGGAACUUGGUAGUGAGUGUUGCAACCAUGAUGCUACGCGCUUCAACACUCAGUAGUCCCAUUCUGUAAGCUUGUGUGGCCUACCACUUUGCGGCUGAACUGUUGUUGCUACUAGAUGUUUCCACUUCUCAAUCACAGCAUUUACAGUUGACCGGGGCAGCUCUAGCAGGGUAGAUAUUUGACAAACUGACUUGUUGGAAAGGUGGCAUCCUACGAUGGUGCCUUGUUGAAAGUCACUUAGCUCUGUAGUAUGGGCCAUUCCACUGCCAUUGGCUAUGUGCUCGAUUUUAUACACCCCUCAGCAACGGGUGUGGCUGAACUUCCAUUGAGAACACAAUGACUAGCAGUGUACAAUAUUGUUAUCAGAGAUUAGUCUUUGGCAGAUACUUACCAACAGUUUAAAGGUUGAUUGAAUGACAGGGGAGCUGAAUAUCAAGACUAACAGUCCUACCACCACUUUUUAUUUCAAAGAAGAGCUACCACUGCCCUCUUUUGCCCCUUUCUCAUUGGUCAGUAUGCUCCAGAUUGAAGAGGGAUAGUAUUCAGAUCUCAUUAGUCAGUAUGCUCCAGAUUGUAUAGUAGUAUUCAGAUCUCUAACAAUCUGCCUGUACUCAUUAUGGCAAAUCAUUGUGUUUUUCCUGUGGAGAUACAGUAUUGGAAAUAAAUGUGGUGAAAGUUGAUCAUCUAAUUCCUUUUAUAAGCCACAGGUCUAGCUAGGUUCCAGUGAAGGAGAUAAAACAUUCAAACGUUAAUAGGUCUGAUUCCAUAUUUAUCGAUAACCCCAGAGUAGGAGCGCUGAUCUAGGUUCAGGCCUUUCCAUGUAAUCUUAUUCAUUAGCAUCAAAAAGGCUAAAUUGAUCCUAGAUUAGUACUCCUACACCAAGACGCUUUAUGAAUAUGUGCCCUGCCCAGGUAUCGGUUCCAUUUUACCUUUUUGAUUUGUGUUAUUCUGUGGAUGUUGGGAGAUGGGUUGUAGCUUUGAUUUAAAGGGCCUAGGUCCCUUGUUGCGCAUGUUUAUUUGUUCUCCUUGAAGUGAAAAAUGUUUUCAGUGCAAUUGUCCACUUGCUUUUUAUUUUUUUAUGGAGGUAUUAGAGGUUUAAUUUAAUCUGUUUUAGUCUGAAUUGUCAAUACUGUCAGAUUGUUAGAUACCCUAGUUGACUUGAGAAUGUAUGGCUUAAGUAGCAGUCUAAAGUGGCAAGUCAACUAAGGGCUCCCAAUGUGGAAGAAGAGCCAAUAUCGCAGAUUAUAAUUUGUUCUUGAGAUAUUUUUAAACAGUAUAUGCAAAAACAAAUAUUGCAAAAAAAUCUGACAAUCAUCAGGGUUAAAUGUGCGGGGCACUUGCAUUUUUUUUCAGUUUUUUGGGGUAGGAAAGUGAGUUUGCUGGCAAGAGUUUAUUACAAUUGUGAAACAUCAGUGUUCAGUUGAUUUUCCUUUUGUCUGGAUUUCAUAGUAAAGUUGAUUUCAGAUGGA